Molecule: messenger RNA, 844 nt
Organism: Nipponia nippon (crested ibis)
Lineage: Eukaryota; Metazoa; Chordata; Aves; Pelecaniformes; Threskiornithidae
Source: RefSeq, a predicted model, not a curated record
AUGGAAUACUCUAUUAACUUAAGAGUACCAGAGCCACUCAGUUAAAAGUUCCAUGCAGAAGUAUAUUUUGACCACGAUUUGCAAAAUUAUGUUCUUGUGGAUCAAGGCAGUCAGAAUGGAACAGUUGUUAAUGGAAAUCAGAUUCUCCAGCCUAAAACAAAAUGUGAUCCCUACAUCUUGGAGCAUGGAGAUGAAGUGAAGAUUGGUGAAACUGUACUUUCUUUUCAUAUACAUCCUGGCAGUGAUACUUGUGAUGGAUGUGAACCAGGACAAGUCAGAGCACAUCUUCGCCUGGAUAGGAAAAAGGAAACUUCUGUUUGCCCAGCACUUAGCAAAGAAGAGAGAGAGUUAGUCAGAAGAAAAGCAUUAAAACAAAUACGGGUAAAAUAUGGUUUACAGAACGCAGAGUAUGAAGACAAAAAAGCAGUGAAGAAUCCAAAGUACAAAAAUAGAGCAGGAGAGCGCAGAGAGACCAUUGGAAGUGAAGGAACCUUCCAGAGAGAUGAUACUCCAGCUUCUGUCUAUAUUGAAAUCAGCAACAGCAACAAAGGACAUAAAAUGUUGGAGAAGAUGGGAUGGAAAAAAGGGGAAGGCCUGGGCAAGGAUGGUGAUGGUAUGAAGGAUCCGAUCCACCUUCAGUUACAUAAGAUGCAUGCAGGUUUGGGUACAAGUAGACCAGCCUCAAUUGAAGAUGUUCAGAUCAUCCAGAGCAAGAAUAAAAAGAACUGGGAUAAAGCAAGAGAAAGGUUUGCUGAAAACUUCCAGGAACCUAAAUCACAAAAGGAUACACCUAAGAUUACGCCUUGGGUUAGAGGGACUGUAAAGUAUCUGGUCCCACAAAAGG